Molecule: messenger RNA, 759 nt
Organism: Naegleria gruberi
Lineage: Eukaryota; Heterolobosea; Eutetramitea; Acrasida; Naegleriidae
Exons: 1
Coding region: 1-759 (252 amino acids)
Source: RefSeq, a predicted model, not a curated record
AUGCUCACUAAUGAAACUCUAAUUGUAACAGUGACUUUUGUAUCUGCUUUUGGUCAACAAGCCGUAAAAUCAUUCCCACUUAAAUUAAGUAAACCUUAUCCUAAACCAAGUUCUACCAUUCCUACUAGAACAGUUACCUUCCUUAGUUCAGAAGAUGAGACUAUUCCUCUUCGAGAAUUCUAUGAAAAUCCUGAAUGUUUAGAUCAAGGAAUCGUUCCAUCCUUUUCCCUGUAUCGCGGUUACUAUGAUGAUUAUUUUACUAUGGAUCGUACUAGUUCACAUUCGGUUAUUCUUACCUCAGAUUUAAUUAUUGUUAAAUCUUUAACGUUUACAAAUGAGGAAAUACUGCCCAUAUGGUUUGGCAAUUCAGCAAGAAUCCGGUUAGAUGUUCGUUACCUUCCACCUAUUCCAAAAAUAGUCGAAUCGAUUGUUUAUUAUAACUUUAUACAGCCAAGCAUUACCAUUGCUUGUAGGAGUCCUUAUGGAGAUUCAUAUUUUUACAGCAGCAUCAGAUAUUCGUUGUUAGAGGAUUCUUCCAAAAUAGCGAAUGGAUACGCUUCCUCUGCAACUGUUCCAGUUAGAGUACUGAGUGCUGCUAAUCCAGACUCUGCAGUAUCGAGUGCUCUUUUCGAAUUGACUUGUAGUGGGCCAAAUAGGCUUGGAGAUACUUCCAUUUCAAAAUAUGUGACAUUUAUUAAAGAACAACCUGCAAGUAGUACACCUCACCAGGAUAUUGUAAAAUUCUUGCAGUUUCAUUGA